AUGUCGACGACGUCAAGGGACAGCCUGGUGCUGGGGCGGGUGGUCGGCGACGUGGUGGACCCGUUGUCGCCGACGGUGGCGCUCCGAGUCUCCUACAACGGACGGCACCUCAUCAACGGCUCCGACCUCCGGGCGUCGGCGGUGGGAGCAAGGCCUCGCGUCGAGAUCGGGGGCACCGAUUUCAGGCAGUCCUACACGCUUGUUACGGUGGAUCCUGACGCUCCCAACCUGAGCAAUCCGACGUUGAGGGAGUAUUUGCAUUGGUUGGUGACAAAUAUUCCUGGGAUAACUGAAAUUGAAUAUGGUCGCGAGGUGAUAUGCUACGAGAGCCCUCGGCCGCCGGCGGGGAUCCACCGCGUGGUGUUCGUGCUCUUCCAGCAGAUGGCGCGCGGCUCCGUCGACCAGCCGCCGCUUCUCCGCCACAACUUCUGCACCCGCAACUUCGCCGUCGAACACGGCCUGGGCGCCCCCGUCGCUGCCGCCUUCUUCACCUGCCAGCCCGAGGGUGGCACCGGCGGCCGCCGCCACGUCCUCCGCCAGCCAAGGACAUCGCCGGCGUCCUAG
Molecule: messenger RNA, 564 nt
Organism: Miscanthus lutarioriparius
Lineage: Eukaryota; Viridiplantae; Streptophyta; Magnoliopsida; Poales; Poaceae
Source: the annotation of a GenBank genome assembly